CAUGUAAUUAGGACCUACAAGUAUAGCAAUGGCCACCGACAGUCCUCGAAAGAAAAUCGCUGUCGUAGGCGCAGGGGCAGCAGGCAUGUCCUGCGUGUCGAUGCUGGCUACCCAUCCGGAUAAAUUCGAAGUACACCUCUUCGAUUCUGCGUCUCAAACAGGCGGCCAGGCCACCUCCAUUCCUCUGGAUGGCCGCUACGGCGCCACCUGGCUCAAUGAUGGUGUGCAGGGUGGAUCGCCCAUCUUCCGACACACAUUCAACUUCUUCCGACGAUAUGGAUACGAGCCGCAGCCAGUGGAGCUGCAGGUAUCCUUCGGGAAGGGCCCGGAUAGCUUCUUCACGAACAUCUUUCCUAGUCCACUCGUUGACAAGUUCUCCGGGGAGAUCCAGAAGCUUGGUCGUGUGCUCAAGUGGAUUAAGCGGUUGAUGCCUUUGUUGGGAAUCUUGCCUGUCAAGGUUAUUCUGCGCUUGUUUAGGUUCAGUCACGACUUUGGCAGUAAGAUGGUACUCCCGUUGAUUGCUCUUUUCCUUGGCACGGGAAACCAGGCCCCGAAUGUGUCGAGUGUACUGCUGGAGCGAUUGUUCGAUGAUCCGCAGAUGAAACUCUGGGACUACGAUCCCGAUAUGCUGCUUCCCAACCAACCAACCAUGUAUACGUUUCCUAAUCUCGGAGACUUUUACUGCGACUGGGCCAGUGACCUUCGCCGCAAGGGAGUGAACGUACGCCUCCAGACAGGGGUGGAGAUACUAAAGCGAGACAGCACGAACGGCAUCGAUCUCCGCGCGUGGGAUAAAUCAACCCAUAAUUCCGAACGCAGAUGGGAUGGCAUCGUACAUGACGAACACUUUGACGAGCUCGUUCUCUGCGUACCUGCCGACGAAGCCAAGAAAUUGCUCGGGAAGCACGCCACAUGGCGAGAGAAGUAUGUUCUUGGGGGCGUGAAAUUCUUCGACGACGUUACUAUCACGCACAGCGAUGCGGAUUACUUCAACACUAUAUUCGAAACGCGGUACAAGACCGAGCUCUGCGGAAAGGCCUCGACCGAGGCGCGCAGCGAGCAGAUCGCGUUCGCGAAGCAGACCCCACGUUGCCGCAAGGAUGGAUGGGAGGGAUUUGCGCCCAUGUACUAUACUCAUUCGUUUGAGCAAGCUCCGCAGAAGAUAGAGAUGGGGUUUGAUUGCACCAACUAUCAGCACCAAUUUCGGGAGGCGUUGGGGGAGAAUGCUCUAUCUCCGGAGCAAGAUCGGCAUGUCUAUCAGACUAUCUUUCUGAAUAAAGAAGACUCGGAUCUGUGGACGUGGGAGGGUAUCGAUAAGGAUAAGAUUAUUGGAGAGAAAUGGUGGCAUCAAUUUGGACAUAAUUGGCAGCAUUAUACGCGUGUGGUGCCGGGGAUGAUGUUCAUCAAUGGGAAGAAUCGGACGGUGUAUGCGGGGAGCUGGACGAUGGUGAAUAUGCAUGAGAUAGCCUGUAUCUCUGGCAUUGCUGCAGCGUAUCGACUUGGGGCUGUGUAUGAGCCUUUUGAUGAUUUUGCCGAGGAUUGCUUUGCGAAAUAUGUGCUGGUGAGUCAUGGGAAGAGGUAUAAGAGGGCUGCAGAUUUGGAUGAAGAGUGAGUUCAUGUGGUAGUUAUCGCCUAUAUUGUGCCAUCUGUCGAUAUUUGGCUCCCGUUGAUAUGAUUUGGAAAUAACAGGGGAUCUUCCACCUUUGACAUCAUCGUGUUUUAUGGUCCAAAUAGUAGGAAGCCAUUGUGGUCAUCCCUUGUCUC
Molecule: messenger RNA, 1764 nt
Organism: Aspergillus sclerotioniger CBS 115572
Lineage: Eukaryota; Fungi; Ascomycota; Eurotiomycetes; Eurotiales; Aspergillaceae
Product: putative flavin-containing amine oxidasedehydrogenase
Exons: 3
Coding region: 29-1612 (527 amino acids)
Molecular function (GO): oxidoreductase activity
Source: RefSeq, a predicted model, not a curated record